AUGAAGUCUGUCUGUGUUCCGCAAUCUUGUGGCCUUUGUCGAUGCCAGAUCGCCCUAGGCGACACAAUCGUCGCCGGCUUCCUCGACAGCUCUCAAGAAAUUGAGUAUGUUCAGUGUCGCGGGAGAUGCCAGAACGACGAGAAGAGGAUUGGCUGUCACCUUGACUGCUACAGUUCAAUAUCCAUUGAGACCUUUUCGCAGACCUACGAAGUGACUGCACCCGACUUCGAAUCAUCACAAUUAGCGAACUGCCAGCGUUCCCGCUGGUUACGGUCCUGGCUCGCCUCGAUAAUCAGAAGGGCGACGCACUCCCGCCUUCCUUUGGAAGUCUGCAGCGACAUCGCAGUUCGGGCUCUUGAUCAACAGACCAGCCGUCGAAUGGCCGUUUGGUAUGCCGAGAGAAAGUGCGGCGAGUUCGCGAGAAACGUAUCACAAGUCGCCCUUUCAAAGAAAAUAUAUGUUCGAUACGCAUACUUCGAGGGCACCCGAUACAUUGCGCGAUUGACAAAUGCAGCCACCAACAAUAGAGAUAUACUGGUGUUUGAUCCACUGUCGCAGACACCAGCUGCAAGGUUGUACGUUUCUAGUGAUCACCUUGGCAUUCGACAGUUGUUAUUUGUCAAUUCGUCAAGCAAACCUGCGAUCAUCCAAGAGCCGGAUGUCUGGUGGAAAACAAUAUGCCUUGGCAGUCUGGGCAGGUUCAUUCGAACCCGAGGCGAUGGCUCGAAAAUGCGUGUACUUGCAGGCGAGAGCUUGCAAUUACCACAAGUUGCCUGGGGCUUACCUCAAGCAGUGUAUAAACACCUUCGCCUAGAACCCCUUUGCAACGCCGAAUCAACCUAUCGCAUGUCGGUA
This is a messenger RNA of Colletotrichum tamarilloi, 855 nucleotides long. RefSeq lists its product as uncharacterized. Lineage: Eukaryota; Fungi; Ascomycota; Sordariomycetes; Glomerellales; Glomerellaceae. The transcript has 3 exons. The record is from RefSeq and is a predicted model, not a curated record. The annotation marks the transcript as partial.